Molecule: messenger RNA, 7798 nt
Organism: Drosophila melanogaster (fruit fly)
Lineage: Eukaryota; Metazoa; Arthropoda; Insecta; Diptera; Drosophilidae
Gene: tutl
Product: turtle
Exons: 13
Coding region: 484-3375 (963 amino acids)
Biological process (GO): neuron projection morphogenesis; R7 cell development; cell-cell adhesion
Cellular component (GO): membrane
Molecular function (GO): cell-cell adhesion mediator activity
Source: RefSeq, marked reviewed
UUCAGUACUCAAUUGUUGUUCCACCACGGCGUACGUGAACGCGGACGAAAUCCGUAGAGUCCAAAGCAAUCAGAAAUCCCAUUUCAAUCGCAGCGUUCAGUGGCCCCCCACGUAAAAGUCAACGGUUUCAAAGUCCUUCGUCAAACGCAUACGCCCAGUGUACUCGAAGUGGAAAGUGUCAUAAAGUAUGCGAUUAUCCUGUAAACAAAGUGUAAAACGCGCCCAGUAAACGCCGAAAACGAAAGGCGAACAGCAAACAACUCCCGGAUUUUACGACUUGAGCAAUCAAACUCGCCUGGUCACUCACCAACUUGAGGACUCCCGGACUGUAGGACUCCAGGAGUGCAGGACUCUUGGAAUUGGCCAGUACACAACUAUAGAAUUGGAUCUGGGCACGUCGUAUAAUGAUUGCGCAAGUGAGAUGACGCCACUGCCGGUGAGAAGGAUACGUUAGGAGCGGCGUCGAACUAUGGGAACAGAGGCAUGGGCGUGUGCGCGGACCUCGGGUCUCAUCGAUGGUGUCGGGCAUUGAGCACCCAGCACAACACCGAGAAAUCGAAGGAGCAGCAGCAGCAAUCCCAGCCCUUGGAGAUCCCAGAGCAGCGUGCUUCCAAGUGUCGAGGAGACAUUGACAGGACAACGACAACGACGAUUCCCGCUAGCAAAACGCUGACGGCAUCGCCAGCGAAAACGGCAGCAUUCACAGUGAAAACGACGAGGAGAAGACGAAGCCGACGAAGGGCAGAAGGCAGCUCCAUCUGCGUUCCCAUCCGGAGGGGUCAAGGGUCAACGCCAACGCCAACGAUACAGGUGCUCCAGUUCGUUUUGGUCUCAUUGCUGGCCCUUCUAGCGAAAAAUGCCCAGGCGCACAAUAUUCCAGAAGACGCCGUGCACAUCACAGCCAUCCUCGGCGAGGGCGUCAUCUUCAACUGCCAUGUGGAGUUCCCCAACGACCAUCCCGUGCCAUAUGUCCUGCAGUGGGACAAGAAGGUGAGCGAAACGGGCUCCGAUCUGCCCAUCUAUAUCUGGUAUGAGAGCUAUCCGGAGCAUAUCGAGGAGGGCUACAAGGGACGCGUGUCCCGCGUAUCGCAGGACUCGCCCUUCGGCUCCGCCUCGCUCAACCUGACCAACAUCCGGGAAUCGGACCAAGGAUGGUACGAGUGCAAGGUCGUCUUCCUCAAUCGGGACCCCAAGCAGCAUAAGAACGGUACAUGGUUCCACUUAGACGUACAUGCACCGCCGCGCUUUAGUGUUACGCCAGAGGAUAUUAUAUACGUUAAUUUAGGUGAUUCAAUUAUACUCAAUUGCCAGGCAGAUGGCACGCCCACGCCGGAAAUACUCUGGUACAAGGAUGCCAAUCCCGUCGAUCCCUCGCCCACGGUGGGCAUCUUCAACGACGGCACCGAGUUGCGGAUCUCUACCAUUCGGCACGAGGACAUCGGAGAGUACACUUGCAUUGCACGCAAUGGUGAGGGACAAGUCUCCCAUACGGCCCGUGUUAUAAUCGCGGGCGGCGCUGUAAUCAUGGUGCCUCCGACCAACCAAACGAAGCUCGAGGGCGAAAAAGUGAUAUUCUCCUGCGAGGCUAAGGCCAUGCCCGGCAACGUCACGGUGCGCUGGUACCGCGAGGGUUCACCCGUCCGGGAAGUGGCCGCCCUGGAGACCAGGGUGACCAUCCGCAAGGACGGCUCGCUCAUCAUCAAUCCCAUCAAGCCGGACGACUCGGGCCAGUAUCUCUGCGAGGUGACCAACGGCAUCGGCGAUCCGCAGAGCGCCUCCGCCUACCUCAGCGUCGAAUAUCCCGCCAAGGUCACCUUCACGCCCACGGUGCAAUACCUGCCGUUUCGCCUAGCCGGCGUUGUUCAGUGCUACAUCAAGUCGAGUCCGCAGCUGCAGUACGUGACCUGGACGAAGGACAAGCGCCUGCUGGAGCCGUACCAGAUGAAGGACAUCGUGGUGAUGGCCAACGGGUCGCUGCUGUUCACGCGGGUCAAUGAGGAACACCAGGGCCAGUACGCCUGCACGCCGUACAAUGCACAGGGCACGGCUGGAGCUUCCGGGGUGAUGGACGUGCUCGUCCGGAAGCCGCCCGCCUUCACCGUAGAGCCGGAGACGCUCUACCAGCGCAAGGUGGGCGACAGCGUAGAGAUGCACUGCGACGCCUUGGAGGCGGAGGGCACGGAGCGACCCACCAUUAAGUGGCAGCGUCAAGAGGGCGAGCAGCUGACCGAGUCACAGCGCAAUCGCAUCAAGAUCUCCGGGGGCAAUAUCACCAUUGAGAAUCUGAGGAGGGAGGACUUUGGCUACUAUCAGUGCGUGGUCUCCAAUGAAGUGGCCACCCUGAUGGCCGUUACCCAGCUGGUAAUCGAGGGCACCCAGCCGCAUGCGCCCUACAAUAUCACGGGCAAGGCCACCGAGUCCUCGAUAACGCUGCAAUGGCUGCCAGGAUACAGUGGCGGAUCGGAAUACAAGCAGGACUAUACGAUCUGGUUCCGGGAGGCGGGCGUCAACGACUGGCAAACGAUUUCCGUGACGCCCUCGGGCAGCACCCAGGUGACCAUCAAUGGCUUGGCCUCCGGAACCACCUACGAGUUCCAGGUGGUGGGCCGUAAUGUCCUGGGCGACGGAAUGAUGAGCAAAGUGAUGACUGUGCGCACACUGGAAGACGCUCCGGCAGCGCCACGUAAUGUCAAGGCUGCAACACAACCGCCCGACUCAUUCUUUCAGCUAAUGCCAGACGAAGCUGGUCCCAAGCCAGGACCGCCGAGGAACGUCUCCGUCACGGAGGUCUCGAACGGAUUCCUCAUCACGUGGCAGUCGCCGCUGGAGCGGGCGCAUAUCGUCAAGUUCUACACCAUCAAGUACCGGACGGACGCGCAAUGGAAGACACUCAACCGGGGACAAAUCCGGCCGGAGGAAACGCAGUAUCUGGUGAAGAACCUGGUGGGCGGAAGGACCUACUACUUCCGCGUGCUGGCCAACUCGGAGAAGUCGUACGAGUCCAGCGACGAGGUGAAGUUCCCUGUGCCGGCACGUGUCAAGCACAAGGCGAUUACCGCCGGCGUCGUUGGGGGCAUCCUGUUUUUUAUUGUUGCGAUCAUUUUAUCGGUUUGUGCCGUAAAAAUUUGCAAUAAACGUAAACGACGAAAACAGGAAAAAGAGUUCAACAUGGUAGCUUGCAGGAUAACGGAUGCUCGUAACAUUGCCGCCAAUAAUCAUCAUUUGCACAAUCGCAGUACGGGCUCAAUUUCCUCUGGUCAAGUGCCUUUAAAAAACAAUACUGAACAUUACCGUGAUUAUGAAAGCGUUUUUAUAGUUCCAGGUCCAUCCUGUCAUAAUCAAAAUCGUACAAACAAACCCGAAUAUCAAGUCUAACCGCCAUUCUCAUUGCCAUACUCCACUGGAUCUGGCCACCUGAUCGCUGCACCAACUGCCACUCCAUCUACAGUUCGCCAAAUCUCGAGGAUGGCGAUGAGGACGACGGGGGCGGCGGACGAAGGCGAUCCGUAAGCCGCAUCCAACGGAGCCUCGAUGGACGCUUUGUGCUGGAUGUGGAGGGCGUCUCGAAACUGGGAUACUCGCAACAGACGCUGGAGUCCGGCAACGUGGAUGUGGUGGACGGUGGUCUCUUCGAGCGGCGGAACAGCAAUGUAUCGCAGAAAUCCUCCAGCGAUGAUGGUGGAUUUCUGUCGCGACGGAACUUCAUCACCGCUCGUGCUUCAUGGCGACGUCCCUUGGUGGCCUCCUCCAGUCAGUUGAGUCUCCAGUCGGCGGCGGACUCGGCCAGGGGCUUUCUUCAGGGUCUGCUGAAGAUCGGGGCCAAGCAGUCUGCAGUGCCUCCCAAUUCGCAAUCCUACUUCGACGAGGCAGUGUCGGGUGCCCGCUACCAGAAUGUCCUGCGUCCCUACACCAGCAGCAAUAAUCUGUAUGGCAAUGCGGAUAGAAGUAGACCACUGCACAUAAAUACGAUUAGUGGCAGUCUGAGUCAGCAACAGCAGCUUUACACUCCCUCGAGGAUCUCCAGGAUAUUUUCCAGUUCCCCCCAGCAACUGCAGCCUCAUCAUCAGCAGCUUUUGCUCUCCAGUGGUGGCAGUGGAGCCUAUCCCACCCACUUCAGCGACCUGAGCACUGUGUAUCCACCCAACUCCGCGGAACGUUCAUCGCACAAUCUGAGCAGCAGAUACAGGUACUACUCCCAGGAGCUGCCUUCAUUGAGAACCAUUCAGGAGGAGACUCGCCGACAGCAGCAGCAAAAGCAGCAUCCGCUGGAGGAUCACUUUGUGCCACUCCAGCUGCCGUCGCCUCCGUCGUGGAGAAGCUACUACCAAUCGCAGGCCAGCUAUCGCCCCCGAACGCGCUGGUAUCCACGUCAUCAUUCCCGCCUCUUUAGUAACCGUCAGCAGCAGCACGAGAUGCUCUCUCCACUGCCGCAACUCAAUCUGAACCUGCGCAACUCCAUGAAUCCGGGCGGCCUGGAGGCCUCUCCGGAAUCCCGUUCCAGUUCUAGUGGUUUUGGUUCGAAGAACACCUCGAAUCACCCGGGCAGCACCAGUGAAUGGCGAUUACUGCCGCCGUACAGAGCACCUCCAUCGCCACCGAAGCAUUCGGGCUACUUUGGAGGUCAGCAGGCGCAGGGACAGACGCCACAUGGUUCUUACUCCUAUCCCAGGGCCACAACGCCACCGUACACGAUGGCCCACUGGCUGGAGAUGAUCUCAAGACUGAACGCGGCAACGGACAGUAAUCUUCCGAAGGCGCCGUGUCCCGUGGAUGUGGGCAGUGUGGAUGGGCACUACGAGUUCGAUCCGGCCACGCCCACACCGAGUGCAUCCAGUAUGCUGCGCGAAGAUCUCAAUCUGCACAUAGAUACCCAUCCCUACCAUCAUCACACGCUGGGUCCCCUCAGUGGGAGUCUGCUGCACAGCCACGCCCCCUACGGAGGGGGGGCCAGAAAGCAACGAUCUCUGCCGGCCCACCUGCCACGCUAUGACAACGUCGAGGUCCGCCUGCAAGCCAUGAGGGAGGAGUUCUAUGCCUACCGCAAACGCCAAGCCAUGCAGCAAAUGGAGAGCGUUUGCUGAGCCACUGAAGCAUUUAAUUGAGCCGCACCCACACCCACGCCCACACAGAGCCAGAUCCAUCCGAGGCAAUCAGACGCGAUAUUGAUAUUGGAUCAGGCCCCCCCCCCCCCCAAUUCACAGAUGAACUUUAAAAGUUUGGCCCCCUGCAAACUCACACCCAGAAAAAUGCAAAACAAAAACAAAAUGAAUGGAGAAAACAAAACACUUAGAAGCCAGAAACAAUUAGUAGAUUUAAACGAGACGAAAGCUGUGUACAUAUAUUUUGGGGCUGGAGAGGAGAGCGCCCAGAGUUUAAGUAUAAUAUUUAACAACUAUAGCAAUUAUAGCAACAUAUUAUUACAAAAUCGAUAAACGUAAAAUUGACAUUUAACGCAAGUAAAUGGAGCAAACAUUGUUUGACGACAUAUGCAAAGAACAAAUUACAAUUACAAUUAACUAUUAUUUACGAGUGUAUUAGAUAUUGAUACUUAACGUAACACAGAUCGAGAUAUGUUAAACAUUGAGCAUUAAACAUUAAACAUUAAUUAACAAUCCACAAGCGUAAGCCUAAAUUAUGUUACAUUACAACUAAACUAAAUUAAUACGGAAUAUGCUAGCUGUUAAGCAAUUUAGUUGUUAACAACUAGAGCAGAGAUGAUCGAAGAGGCGACGACUCAAAAUAAAUGCGCUAAAAGUAAUUAAAACAACAUAUAGAGAAAUUGUUUCAUAAUUAAAUUAUUUAACGACAAAACAAAAACCUACAAAGCAAAUAAAAAGCGAAAGCGAGAUGAAAACAAAUACAGUUUAACGAAAAUUAAAUGAAAUAUAACUGCUGCAUAUAUGUUUACUGUUGACCUACACACGAUAAUUAACUCGAACAAAUAUUUAUUAACCCAAAAGUAAAAACAAAAAACAAAAAAAACACAAACGAAAAAACGAAUGAUAGGAACCCCGAAAACUAAACGUUGAUAGGCUUAUUCUUUCCGGUUUUGACUCACAGCCCAAUAUACUACGUCGAUAAGUACGAUAGAUAGAGAAGAGGAUCCCCAAUCCCAACCGAGAUCAACAAUGAGAAGUAGUUUCCUGGGUUCCCGAGAGCGAUGAUAUUUGGUCUUAGGUUAUAGGUCAGUUGUGUAAGAGACAGCUCCCCGGAUGCAGCUUAGUUUAACUUGAACGAGGCGAGGCGUUUCUGUUUUUUAAGUACUUGUUAACGAUAAACGAUAAUUGAUUAACGAUUAACGAUCACGAUAAACAUGUCUAAAGAUCAAAUUGUACGGAAUGAUGGUUUGACACAACUUGACGCCAAAACACUGCCAGAGCGAGAGAUGCGAGAGAAGACCGCGAGUGUGUAUAACUUGUGUAAAUUACAGAGCAUAUACAGAUAUAAUAUGAUACAGAUAACGAUAACGAUAAUAACGAUUACGAUAACACUAUUCAGGGGACGGUUGGAGAGCGAAACAAAUCAAGAAAUCAACUACGAAUCAACCGACAAAUGAUCUCAAGCAUUUCUUUUUGCCUUCGACUGCAAAAGUCCCACUUUAAUUUCUUUAUAACCACUUUUCACCCCAAAUAUAUGAGCCCGUCUGUCUGCCUGUCAAACGUCUGUCAAUCCUUCAAGCGCCACCCUUAAGUCCUAACCAGAUCAUAUGGGAUUAUCCCAGGGAGUAGGUCUUAAAGCUCGGUGCUUGUUGCAUUUCAAAGCCACAGAGAAAAUCGUACUUAAAUUGAGAUAAACUAGGAUAACAGUUCGUUCUGAGAUGGGAGGAAAACUCGAGUUGUGUUGCAUGUAUUUUGUAAAUGUUGAGGGUAUUCAAGUAAAUAAGUUGUUUUUUGUAAUGCCUAGGACACCCACACUCUGACACGCUCACACAUUGAGAACACUGACACACAUACACGCGAACACAUUAAACGUUUAACUAGAAUGAAAUAAAUUAAUUAAUUAACUGAGCAUUAACGGCAAGCGAACGAAGUGAGAAAAGCGCAAACGAAUAAUUGCGAAAUGACAGCAUAAAUUGAAUUUUAAUUGAGCGAUGUUAGGCGCAGGACUUUAAGGCAAAUAGAUACAUAUAUGAUUAUUUAUACGAGUGCAUGUAUAAUGUAUAUGCGGUACGUAUAUAUGGAUAUAGAUACUGGAUUACACGGCAUGUACAUUAAGUAAGAGGAAUACAUUAAAACUAAGUUAAGUAAAUCUAACGCUUUAGUCUGCCACUUUGAUUUUUGGACAAGGUGCGCCAGUUAACUUUUCGACUCAACUCGACUCGACUCAAAUGAUAUGAAAUGAAAUGAACAAACAUAGGAACUAUCAAAAGAAAACAAAAAAAAAAAAAAAACACAAUUAUAAGAAUGGGAAUCUAUAUUCUUUUGCACCUCCUUCCACUUCGACGACCAUUUCGCAAACAUUUCCCGAAAACACAUCAACUUACCAAACUUUCGCCUCACUUCUCCCUGCCCGCCAACACACACCUUUGACCUUUCACCUUUCACUUCCCACUUUCUAGACCUCUUCCCACUGCAAUUCCAAUUCAGCAUAUAUAAAUCGUACAAGGAUAAAUCAGUUUAGAACGAAAUAUAUUGUAAUUAAUACAGACACACAAUUAUAAAGAGAAAUUAGCAAAAUGAACAAAAUUUUUAAACAAAUAAAACUUACAAAACAAAGCAAAAAAAAAAAAACAAACAAACAAAAAACCAAACAAAAACAAAUAAAAAUACAAAACUUGAAAUUGAUCAAAUAAAACCGU